AUGGCCUUAAGCAAACCUUCUACUACUUUAGUUGAUACCAAGCAUAAGCUCAAUACCGCUGUCGGCACUCGAUAUGAUGAUGCUACGUUAUAUCGGAGUCUUGUCAGUACUUUCAAGUAUCUCACAUUUAAUUGUUAUGACAUUUCCUAUGUUAUCCAGCAUGUGUGUCCUAAUAUGCAUCCUUCCCGCACUAAGCAUAUACUUUCACUGAAACACAUCAUGCAUUACAUUCAAGGUACCUUAGAAUAUGGUUUACAUCUCUAUCUUUAUCCCAUCGAGAAACAUGUUUCCUACACAUGUGCUGAUUGGGGUGGAUGUCCCGACACUCGUCGAUUUACUUCGGGUUAUUGUGUUUUUCUAGGUGAUAACCUAAUUUCAUGGUCUUCCAAGAGGCAACCCAUACUUUCUCAUUCCAUUGGAGAGUCUGACUAUUGGUGCGUUGCUAAUGUGGUUUUAGAAUCAUGUUGGCUCCAUAACCUUCUCUUGGAGAUUCAUUUUCCUAUUUCCCGGGCUACUAUUGUGUAUUAUGACAAUGUUAAUGCUAUCUACCUAUAUGGAAAAUCCUAUUCAACUUCAGCGUACAAAACACGUUGA
Messenger RNA from Lathyrus oleraceus (garden pea), 594 nucleotides. RefSeq lists its product as uncharacterized. The coding region runs from base 1 to 594 and encodes 197 amino acids. The transcript has a single exon. NCBI's taxonomy places the organism in Eukaryota, Viridiplantae, Streptophyta, Magnoliopsida, Fabales, Fabaceae. The record is from RefSeq and is a predicted model, not a curated record.